UUUCGCACACUUAGUUUGGCGUCUGUUAACAUUUGCAACUGUCUCUCAAACAAACAAAACACACUCACAAACACGUCACUGUACUCUCUCAAACCCUAAUAUUUGCUUCUAUUGCCACACUCUCUCUUCCAACCAUCAAAAAGGAACCUUUUUUACGCACACCCACAUCAAAUUUUUCACUCCUCCACUUCUUGAUUCUUGUUUUCAUCAUCAUUGAUUCCCAACUACCAAAGUUUUGUAGGUUAAGGAAUUAUGGUGAUUGCUGAUAAUGAGAUUGGUGAAGAUCAGAAGGAGAUUAGUGGUCCUAAGUCUCCAUGGAAGAGACCUAGUGUUGAUGUUGAUGUUCCUGUGAUGAUGGUUGGAACUAAGUCUUGGCCAGCUCUUUCUGAUGCUCAAACUCCAAAACCUAAGAAUCAUGCUGAGAUUGUUUCUUCAAAGGUUGAGGAUUCAGUUGCUUCUGUGACAAGUGUUGGUGAGGUUGCUCCAAGAACUCCUUCUAUGCAGAAGUCAAAUGGUUCUGGAAACUUCAAUCCGGUGCAUAAGCAGCCAUUUUCGCGCCAUCAAAAGCAAGGACCUAAGCGCGCAACUGGUGCGCCUCCUUUUCCUGUGCCGAUGCCCUAUCAUCAGCCGGCUGUUCCUCCUUAUUUUCAUGCUAUGGUACCUCCACCUCACAUUGCUGUUCCUGCUGCUUAUGCUUUCCCCCCUGGUUCGGGACCUUAUCCGAGUGUUGAAAACUCUAUGACGAAGCCUGUCUCGAAGGCAGCGGGACAAGGUUUUACUCCACCUGCUCAUGCUGUUGAUGCCAAAAAUGUUCAGCCUCCGGUGCAAGGUGAUCCAAAUUCAUACGGUGUUAAUUAUUCUAAUGGAAGACCAAAUAUUCAAGAACAAGGUGACCAUGUGAAUCAUGGUUGGCAUCAUCAAAGACCUUUUCCUUCGAGAGCGAACAUUCCUAUGCAACCCGGGUUAGGACCAAGGCCCUUUAUGAGACCUCCAUUUUAUGGUCCACCUCCUGGGUAUAUGGUCGGUCCAAGCUACCCAGGACCUGCACCAAUAUGGUGUGUUUCCAUGCCACCUCCUGGUUCCAUCAGAGGCCCCCCUCCUCCGCGGCACUUUGCUCCAUAUCCUGUUAACUCAGCACCUCAAUCGCCGACUCCAGAAACUGUAUCUUUGAGGACUAGCAUUCUCAAACAGAUUGAGUAUUAUUUUAGUGAUGAAAAUCUGCAAAAUGACCGAUAUCUUAUUUCCUUGAUGGAUGACCAAGGAUGGGUUCCGAUAUCCACUGUUGCUGAUUUUAAAAGGGUCAAGAAGAUGAGCACAGACAUCCCUUUCAUCGUUGAUGUGCUUCAGAGUUCUGAUAAUGUGGAAGUGCAGGGCGACAAGAUAAGGAAACGCAACAAUUGGUCUAAAUGGAUUCAAGUUUCCUCUGGAAGUUCAGGAUCAUCAGUGGCUGAGGUUCAACAGGGACAACUUGUAGAGGGUACCAAAGAUUCAUGUCAGAAUAGUGAUGCUGUUGAAGAUAAGACAAACGAGUCUUCUGAAUCAACUCUUAAAGAUGCUGCUCAUGAUUCAAUUACGGAACAGAAUCAAGAAGAUACAUUUCAAGUUUCUUAUACGAACGAAAAACAAGAUACCAACAUUCAUCACUCCAAAGAUAUAUCACAUGCAGUAACUUGUAAAAUCGAAACAACUCAUAUCAAUUUCUACUGCCGUCCGCAAGAAACUAAGCCCAAAAUUGUUGAAGGUUACAAUGAGACUGAUAUGGAUAUGAGAGAUCAUUCCAAUGAUUUUGGCAAUACAUUUUUGCUUGAUGAAGAGAUAGAGCUUGAGCAGAAGAUGCUAAAAAAGACUGAGCUUUCUUCUACUGGAAGGAUUGAUGAUGAUGAUGAUGAUGAGAUGGCUGUCAUUGAACAGGAUGUUCAGAGACUUGUAAUUGUUACUCAGAAUGGUGAUCCUGAAAUGGUAACUGGUGGUAGUAAAGAAUCAAAAUCCAUUUCCAACGAGCUUGCUUCUGCAAUAAAUGAUGGACUUUACUUUUAUGAGCAGGAACUAAGGCACAGUAGGCGGUCUAACCGUAGAAAGAGCAACUCUGAUAACCGAGAACGAAGCUUAAAAUCUCCUAGCCAUACUUCAGGAGUGUCAAAUAUAAAGGGAGGCGAGAGUCCUGUUGGAAGCUUUGAAGAGCCCGGAAGCAUUAAUUCUCGAAGGAAACAAAAAAUCUUUCCCAAGCAACAAUCUUCCCUUAAGCAGCGGUUUUUCUCAAGCAAUUUUAGAAAUCAAGGAACCGGUCGUACCUCUCAUGGAGUCAUAUCUGAAAGCCCACCUAGUAAUUCAGUUGGUUUUUUCUUUGCCUCCACACCUCCUGAAAAUCACAGUCUCAAGCUUUCCAAAUUGAGUAGUUCACCCCAUGGUGGUCUUCCUGGAAGUAGUCCACCAGUAGGUUCAAUGCCAAAGUCUUUUCCUCCUUUUCAGCAUCCAAGUCAUCAGCUUUUAGAAGAAAAUGGUUUCAAACAACAGAAGUUCCUGAAGUAUCAUAAAAAAUGCUUGAAUGAUAGAAAGAAACUUGGAGUUGGCUGCAGUGAGGAAAUGAAUACAUUAUACAGAUUCUGGUCCUAUUUUCUUCGAGACAUGUUUGUUCCUUCUAUGUACGAAGAAUUUAAGAAAUUAGCUAAGGAAGAUGCAGCUGCUAAUUAUUAUUAUGGCAUAGAGUGCCUUUUCAGGUUCUACAGUUAUGGUUUGGAGAAGGAAUUUAGAGACAAUUUGUACGAGGAUUUUGAACAGCUUACAUUGGAUUUCUACCAUAAAGGCAAUCUGUAUGGCCUGGAAAAAUAUUGGGCGUUUCACCACUAUCGCAAGGUGCGCAACCAAAAAGAACCAUUAGACAAACAUCCUGAACUAAAUAGGCUACUCAAAGAAGAAUAUCGAAGUUUGGAGGAUUUCCGUGCAAAAGAAAAGAACGCGGCAAAAGACGACACAAAUAAGGUUGAGUGAUAUGCCUUAAAUAGUAGUAAAUACACUUGGCACAAGAGUUUUGAUGACAUCCACAAUUUUGAAAGGAAAUUCACUCUAACAGCUUUGACAAUAUGAGUUUGCGGUACCGGCAUGCUUUAUUUUAGUUUGAAAUUUCAAAUGGGGAAAAAAGGAAGAUCCUUUUGUUUGUUCUAUAUAGGUUGGUGAUUGCCAAGUCAUUUUCAAAGUUUCUUUGAUGGAUGAUUCUAUAUGGUAUACUCUUCUACAUCCUUUUGGGAGGCACAUUUUUAUGUCUUCAAAUGUUGUGUACAUAAAGAUGAUAUAGACUUAGAAGUUUUUUCAACAUAAGAUGAAGAAGGAGGAGGGUUUUUUUUUGUCUUUUAAUUUUGGUGGUGGUGAAAUUGAGGAAAAGGGUUGUGUACUUUAUUUUAUACUAUAUACAUUUGCCAAAUUUGAACAAUAAGAGUGAAUGAUCUUGUUAUUGUACCCUAAAGUGCUCAAUCAUUUCAUAUGUAA
Cicer arietinum (chickpea) is the source of this 3483-nucleotide messenger RNA. RefSeq names its product la-related protein 1A. Gene Ontology annotation, molecular function: RNA cap binding. Lineage: Eukaryota; Viridiplantae; Streptophyta; Magnoliopsida; Fabales; Fabaceae. Gene Ontology annotation, biological process: mRNA stabilization. The record is from RefSeq and is a predicted model, not a curated record.